Messenger RNA from Diaporthe amygdali, 3687 nucleotides. RefSeq lists its product as uncharacterized. The transcript is spliced from 3 exons. The coding region runs from base 1 to 3687 and encodes 1228 amino acids. Gene Ontology annotation, molecular function: DNA binding. NCBI's taxonomy places the organism in Eukaryota, Fungi, Ascomycota, Sordariomycetes, Diaporthales, Diaporthaceae. The record is from RefSeq and is a predicted model, not a curated record. Gene Ontology annotation, cellular component: replication fork protection complex. Gene Ontology annotation, biological process: DNA replication checkpoint signaling; DNA repair; replication fork arrest.
AUGGAGCCUUCGACUGGCAGAGAAGACGUGGUGCAUCCCGAAGUUCGGGCGUAUAUCAACAGCUUGGUGUCUGCUUUGGGAGGCCUUGCCGAUGAAGACGAUGGCACUCAUUACAGACUCGGAGACGACGCUCUCGACGUUCUUCGUGAUAUCAAGAAAUGGAUUCGCUUUUACGACGAGAGGACCAACCGCAUGGACGUCGCACGAUGUCUGGCAGACGCGAACCUGGUCAGCGGAGACCUGAUACACAUCCUAGCGCUAUGGACCGAGAAUUGCAAGGACGAAAAAUACAAGUCUCGCAUAGCUCUUGCCUGCUAUGAGCUUUUGGCUCCCCUAACAUGGCCUAUCGAGAAGAACAAAGAGACCAUGACCAUCAACCAUCACAGACACAUCCCGGUGCUUGAGCUCGCACAAGUAAAAUACAAGCGAGAUAUUUUGAACUUCGACGGGGCACAAAUACUACACACGGCAGUGCGCGCUGCCCUUCCCUCUAUGGCAAUGCCGAUCGGCGACAGGACACAAAGAGACGUCGGCAUCAUCAAAUUGGUUCUCUACUUGUUGCGGAAUAUUGCAAUGAUUACCCCUCCUUCUGGGCUCAAGUUCGAAGGAGACGAGACUCAGAUCUCACGGUCGGCCGUUAUUGACGCAUUCUCAUACCAAGACAUCUUCCUCACCCUCUUGACCUUGUCAUCGAACAUGGGCGAAGAGUUUAAGACUGAGGAUGUCAUCGUUAUGGAGAUCAUUUUCCACCUCAUCAAACGGGUCGAUGUCAAGAAGCUCUUCCUCAACGAGCAAGAACUGAGAAAGGCCAAGACAGACGAGUUGGCCAGCGCGAUGAAGAAGGAAGCUUCCAUGUUGCGAUCAUACAGCCGGAAAGCUCCUACCAGACAUAGUCGUUUCGGCACCAUGCUAUGGGUUCAGAAGUCAGAUGGGAAGGUGUCGUCCCUGUCGGGCCAAGGUGCGCUUGCAGACGUGUCCAGUCGAGAGCGGAAACUGGACGAAUCCAAGACCUUCCGACCUCCGCGACGAGCAGCGAAAGAGGAUAUGGAGCCCAAGGACCUUGGCCCGCCUGUCAUUCUGAAUGCCCGAGCCAACAACCAGCUGUGCGAAUUUGUGGAGGAAUUCCUGGAUUCUGGCUUUAACCCUCUGUUUCAACAGGUGCGCAAGACCCUUGAAAGAGAAGGCGCAGAAGUUAUGCAGCAUCAUGCCCAACAGUUUUUCUACACGGUCGCUUGGUUUCUUGAGGCCGAGAGGGCGAGACAACAGGCCAGAAAAAGCAAAAAGCCCUCAUCCGAGGACCAAGUGAGCAGUUUUCAGCUGGUCGCAGGCGUGUUGAACCAAGAGAUGUUUAUUGCCCUGAAACGAAACCUCCACAGAUCAUUCACUGAAGGCGAUUGGCGAGAGCUGAACGCCGUCAUGCGAUGCUUCACCCAGAUUCUCUUAACAGUCCAGGAAAUGUUUGCAUCAGAAAAUGAGGAAGACCAGGAAAUCGCGGAGAAUGCACUGAGUCGGUUGUUCUACGAAGAGGUCACCCACGACACUAUUGUGAACAUUGUACGUGCGUACAAGGACCAGGGAUUCGAUUAUUUGGAUGCGUGCACAGAACUUGUCCAUACAUAUAUGCGGGUUCUGGAGGCCUACUCCAAAGAGAAUGUAGACAUGCAGGUCCGGUCCAAGAGAAGGACCCGGAAGAAGAAAAAGGCUGCUGCCGCAGCUUCGCAGGACGAUGAAGCCAAGGACGACGAUGAAGAGGAUGCUGGUUCUGCAGACGAGCAGGCAGCUGCUGAGAAGACUGCCCAGGAACGCAAAUUCGACUUCAAAAAGUUUGCCAACCGAUUCGUCCCUCAAGGCGUUGUGGACACAUUUGUCAAAUUCAUCAAAUACUAUCGCGAUCUUGACGACUCACAGCUAAAGAGGGCUCACCGAUAUUUCUACCGCUUAGCAUUCAAGCAGGACAUGAGCGUCAUGCUGUUCCGUGUUGACAUCGUUCAUCUGCUCUACAACAUGGUCAAGGGCCCCGAGCCUCUAGACAAAACUUGCGGGAUGUACAAAGACUGGGAGGAACUCGUGAAGCAAGUUCUUCGACGUUGUGUGAAGAAGAUCGAGGAGCGGCCGGCAUUGAUCAUCGAGAUGCUGUUCUCCAAGAUCAAUUCCACGGCCUACUACCUUGAGUACGGCUAUGACAGGCAGGUACUCAGCACCUCCACACCAAGACCUGCUGCCGAGCUCGAGUUCCGUCGUCUAGACCUCACUUUGGCCGAGCAAGUAGCGACUGCUAUUGGCUUGCUGCUGGACAAGAAUGAGUCGGAGCAAAUAGACUGGGUCAAGAACCAACUGGCAGCCUGUGAGGUUGUGCGUUCUGUCUGGGAAGCAGCCGAGAAAGCUAAGCUCAUGGUGGAAGAGCCUGAUGGCACAAUGACCUUGAGGGAAGAUUGGAAGAGCGUAAUGGCUGAGCCCGAAUUUUUCACUCUGCUUCCUGACAAUGACGCACGGAAGACUGCGAUAUUCAGAAAUCCUCGCUUGCGCCUGCUCAUGAAGGUCCUUGGUUUCGAGCGGCUGUCCUCAUUGAUAGAUGAGGAAAUUGGUUCAGCUUGGAUCAUACCUUCACGACAUUCAGCGGAGGACCUGGCGGAGUAUAAGGAGUUGAUCGACAAGGCCGAGUUCAGCCCUCUCGCCUUCGAUAACGGCGAAACUGCCGAGGAUCAAGUCCGACGCAAGUCUGCUCCCCGGAAGAAAGCCGCAUAUGACGAUGAAAACGAUGACAUUGACGACAUUCUUGACGACGGUGACGAGGUGCUUUUCCCAGCCAACCUCAAACCCAGCAAACUUGUCGGCCCGGGCCGUGAUCGACCUCCCAAAAAGCGCCGUCUACGCCGCAAGAAGGAUUCUGGUAGCGGGGCCGAUGAUGAUCUCCCGACCGAGGACGAGGACGAAAUCCGCGCUGAGAAAGCCCUGAGGCGGCGCAAACGUGACCUCGAGAAGCAGCGCAAGAUCAAAUCUGCGCUCUAUGUUAACCCCAGUGACGACGAGUCGGAUGCCGAGGCGGAUGCGGAAUUCUUUGCGCGCGAGGAAGCUGUCCGGCAGCGUGUCAAGAAGGCUCUUCAAUUUGCACCAACGGAUGUGUCACAGCUUCAGGAGGCGGAAGUUACACCACAGGGGCUUGCAGACACCAUGAAGAGGCUGAUGGGUGAUAGCGAUGCUGACGACGGAGAGAGUGAUGCAGCCAGCUCGUCACAAAAGUCGCAGGCUAGCUCAGGAACGAAGAAGAGGAAAUCUGACGCUCUCCUUGAGAACGAGGAGCAAAGCAGCCCACCGACAUCAAGGAAACGAGCUGUAAAGCCCAAGAAAACUACGGGCGGUUUCUUGGCCGAUAGCAGUGAUGAGGACGAAGACAUGAACGACGCUGAGCCAUCGUCCCCAGUCGACCAGCUUAGUGGCGCCGACGAGGGAGAGGAUGGUUCAGAUAGCGACCAUAUGGACACAGACGAUACGCCCUUGUCAUCUAACCCCAAAGACCUGGGCAAAGAAGCACGCGGGGAGCAGCGAUCUCCGCUCAAGGAGAAAGUCGUCAAUACUUUGACAAAUCAAGCUUCGGACGACGAGGACGACGAGGAUGUGCCUGUUGCCAGCAAGAGACGAUCUAGGGCCAAGGGCGGUUUUGUAAUGGACAGCAGUGAUGAGGAGUGA